AUGACUCUUGUCCCUGCACCCGGCUACCUUCCUAUCUACAACCCGAUGCUGCCCUUCAAGAAGGCCAUCCCAGGCGGCCUGCAUGUGGGGAUGGCCAUCUACAUCGAGGGUGUGACCAACAAGAACCCGAUAAGGUUCACAGUGAACUUUGCCUUGGGAACAAAACCAGAAGCCGACAUCGCCUUUCACUUCAGUCCAUGCUUUGACAGGAAGGACCAGGUGGUCUUCAACUCACUGCAGUCAGGCUGCUGGGGCAAAAUGCAGAUGAAACACAGUUUGCCCUUCAGAAAGGGAGACUGCUUCGAGCUGUUGGUGAUGGUCCUGCAGGAGCAUUACAAGGUGAUGGUGAAUGGAAAUCCUUUCUAUGAGUUUGUGCACCGGAUGCCCCCCCAGGACGUCACCCACCUAUAUGUACUUGGAGACCUGACUCUCCAAUUCAUUGGCUUCUUUGACUGCAGUCUCAGCCCCAGCCAGGCUGCUUUAAGAAGCAACCUGCUUACCUGUAACCCGCCACCAAUGCAGGCACCUCCCGUCUUCAACCCGCCAGUGCCAUAUGUGGUGAAUCUGCUGGAGGGCCUGAUCCCAAAUAAAACCUUCAUUAUAAAGGGCGUUGUUCUGCGUGCAACCAGCAGUAUUGCCAUCAACUUCCGUGUGGGAGCCACGGGGGACAUAGCCCUGCACAUCAACCCCCGUAUCCAAGAGGGUAUUGUGGUGAGGAACAGUUUCCUGAAUGGCCAAUGGGGACCUGAGGAGACAAGCAUCUCCUGCAAUCCCUUUGUGCAAGGACGGCCCUUUGACCUAUUUAUCUGUGCCAGCCCCUAUGGCUUCAAGGUGUUUGCCAGUGGCCAGCACAUCUUUGACUACCAAUAUCGGAUGUUUGUCUUCACCACAGUCAACAUGCUGACAGUCGAUGGGGAUGUCUCCUUGUCCUACAUCCAUGUCUGA
Messenger RNA from Suncus etruscus (white-toothed pygmy shrew), 945 nucleotides. Its product is annotated as galectin-4-like. The record is from RefSeq and is a predicted model, not a curated record. The transcript has 9 exons. Lineage: Eukaryota; Metazoa; Chordata; Mammalia; Eulipotyphla; Soricidae. Gene Ontology annotation, molecular function: carbohydrate binding. The coding region runs from base 1 to 945 and encodes 314 amino acids.